This is a messenger RNA of Diversispora eburnea, 1254 nucleotides long. Lineage: Eukaryota; Fungi; Glomeromycota; Glomeromycetes; Diversisporales; Diversisporaceae. The record is from the annotation of a GenBank genome assembly.
AUGUCUUUAACUAGAAAUUUUUUUAAUUUUAAUAACACCAAUAACGUUGAAAAGGAAAAUGCCAUCAAAUUGGUAAAUACCGUUUGGCAAUGUUUUGAUAAUUUAAUAGACCCUCCUUUGAAAAAAAACGAAAAAGAAAAAGUUUUAGAGCAGCAAGAUUCAUUCGAAGGAAAAUUAUUUCUUGAAGAGAAUACAUUAAAAGAACGACUAGAAUAUUUGAAUAGUAUAGUUACAAAAAAACGUCAAGAACUUGGAUUAUCAGAUUCCAAAUUAGAACAAGCAUUUCAUAAUGCAAGACUAAAACAAAGACGUCAUAUUUCAAUAAAUGAUAUAUUUGAAGAGGUCUUGGAUCAAUUUAAUUUUUUCAUUACCAACAAUUCUAAUAAUUCUAAUUCUAAAACUCCUAAGAUUCUUAAUGUUAAUGAGAAUGAUGAUGACGAUAAAUUAAAUAUCACCGAAAAUGAGAAUGAUGAUAACGAUAAAUUUGAUAUCAUUAUUUAUGAUAACUAUAAAUUUAAUAAUAUCAUUACAAAUCUUUUGAUAAAGUUUCUGAUUCCUAAUUUAUUAAUGCCCAAUUCUCCUUAUCUUUUUACAGGAGCAAUUGUAUUGCUGUUACGGAAUUUAUAUCUAACUAUGAAAGUAACCUUAAAAUCAUUUGAAGUUCUUAGGAGUUCAAAUAAAAAAUUCGAUGAAAUUAUAGCUUGCCACAAAAAUCAUUUUAUGUUACAUUUUAAUAAUUUAGAACGUGAUUUAAAUGAAAUGGUUAAAUUAUUACAAUUGAAUGACCAAAACUUUGGCAAAUGCCAGUAUGAAAAAUUUCAAAUGCGAUGUGACAGCGAAAUAUCAUUGGAAGAAAAUCAAGGCACUUUAUCAAAAACCGGGAUUGGAGCUGCGAUUGUUGGUGGAUUGGCGCUUCUGAUUGGGGCUGCCAUUUCUGUCAAUCCUAGUAAUUUAGAAAAUGCGAGAAAAUGUGGAAAAAUCGCGGCAGUAGCAGGGGGAGCCACCCUUGCAGCAACAGGAAUAUCCCAUCUCUGUGCUCAUUACAAAAUUGAAAAAUCUGUUGAAUAUCAAAAAAGUAUGAUCCAAGAGUUAACUAAAAUGCAUAAAGAUUUGCUUAAAUGGGAAAUCGGAAGUAUUCAAAUUAAAGAGAAAGAUUAUAAUGAGAUGGACUUUCAUACUAGAAAACAACUUGUUUUAUUAUUUCAGGGUUAUGAACAAAUGAACGAAAGGGUUAAAGAUUUUUUCACACAUUAA